AUGAGCAGCCUCGAUAUUCAUUCCGCCAGACAGCUGGUGGAAAAAAUCGCUGAGGAUCAUGGAUUCAUCUCAGACAGGGAGUUAGCCACUCUUCCCGAGGCCAUGCGACAGAAAAUCACUCGUGCUUUCAAUCUUAAGGAUAGCAUCAUAGGCAGCGGUGCCGUUACGCUUGCCCGUAAUCUGUACUCAAGCACGGCUCGUUUUAUUUUCGAGCUUCUCCAGAAUGCGGACGACAACAGCUACAAGGCAACCCGGCAGGCUGGCGGCGACCCAUGUGUCUCUUUCAGCGUGUACCCCGACAGGCUGGUCCUGGAGUGUAACGAGGACGGGUUCACGGCUGAGAAUGUCAGAGCCAUCUGCAACCUGGGUAAAAGCUCCAAGAAGGGCGCGCAGGGCUACAUCGGAGAGAAGGGAAUCGGCUUCAAGUCGGUUUUCAUCGCCGCCUGGAAGGUCGAGAUUCAAUCCGGGCCCCUCUCCUUCUACUUCCAGCACCGCAAGAAGGAUACGGGGAUUGGGAUGAUCAAUCCAAUCUGGUUUGAUCCCGAGACCACACUACCUGAUAGCACGACACGGAUGACCCUUCAUUUUCACGAGGAUGUCAAGCAGGCCGACAUCAUCCAGCUCCUGCGAAACUUACAAGUCGAAAUAUUGCUAUUCCUUCAGAAGCUCAAGGUGAUCAAUAUUUCCGUAUACGACGAACACAAUGAGAGUCCCGCCUGGACUCGAGUAGUCAGGAUGAAAAGAAGCGACCCAUCCAGCGACACUGCUGAGAUACGGGUGAAAGAAGCAGGGAGCUCAGCAAAAGCUCCCGGCCAAUCAGUCUAUCGCUUCUUUGUUGUCAGACAUGAGGCUAAAAACCUCCAGCCCAAUGAAAACAGACAGUACGACGCGAAGGAGACUGAGAAGAAAGCUUGGUCAACCAGCCAAGUCAUCGUGGCCUUUCCUCUCGAUAAAAACAGUCAGCCUAUCAUCCAGUCGCAGGAAUUAUUCGCAUUCAUGCCCGUCCGCAGGGUCGGGUUCAACUUUCUCAUUCAUGCCGAUUUCGUCACCCAGGCAAACCGGCAAGAUAUCGUUUCCACUUCCCCAAGGAAUAUCGGACUGCGUGCUGCAAUUAGUGAUGCCAUCGCCAAGGGUCUAGCCUCACUCUCUACUUUGCGAUCUGUCAGAUAUAUAUGGAUGCGAUAUCUACCCCGACAGGACAGCCUGCCCCAAGAUCCCUUUUGGACAGCACUAGUUCCUGAGAUACGAAAGUCUCUUGGGAAAGUGCCAAUUCUAGAACCUGAGAGUCCGCAACUAACCACCCGGUAUUACUUAGCCAGUCUCAAGUGCCUCCGACCUGAACACCUGGACGGACAAGGGAAACCUCUUAUACCGGAUAUCUCGAUCGCCCUCUUGUAUUUGUCUAGAAAUUACAAGCCUGAAGAUUCGAAAAUCCUUAUGGAGUAUGGGCUAGAGUACCUUGACGACGAGGGCGUCAUCCCUCGACUUUCGGCUCUGACGAAGUCGACCACCUGGAACUCGAGGAUGUUUGAUAGUCGCGACGAAGACUGGCACGCAAGACUGGCCAGAUUGAUCGUCAAGAUUCUAUCCUGCAAGGAAUCCAACAUCCUAUUGGAGCUUCCUUUGAUCCCACUUGCUUCCAAGGUACUUCGAGGCAGAUACACUAUCGGAUCUAGUCUGUUUGGGUCGGAUAUUUAUUUCCCUGAAUCUGACGGAGUAGCCAUCCCUCCAGAUCUUGGCAUUCAUCGUAUUCUACCAGAAGCAGCUGCGAAUAAAGAUUGCGCAAGUCUUUACGAGAAGCUUCAAGCCAAACGGCUAUCUCCUCAGAGAGCCUAUAGCUUGAUACUGGAGCGUCACAAAAGCAGCGAACCGCUUCCUGCAGAGUCAGCAAACCACAUCAGGUACCUCUAUCGGGUUUUUCACCACCUCAACCAGAACAGCCAUCAGCUGUAUAGAAUGAAGAUAGUGGAUCACAAAGGUCAAUCUCGGCUCCCAUUUUUUAACUAUUUAUACCUUCCAGGAGACAAAGGAGAUAAAUAUUCCCCGUUCAAUUGGUCAACACCCGUCGAGACUACAGGGGGUAGCUUUAUUGAGUCCAAAAUGUCACUGAUUCACCCUUGCUAUCUCGAAAAUUGGCCUGAGACAAAUCAGAAGCUUGGAAAAAGCUGGGUUAGCUGGCUUCAUCAUGAGAUGUGCCUUCAAACCUCCUUCCAAUUUUUUACAAAGAGGGCAGAUGACGACCAACCUGAAACGCUAAGUGAUGAGUUUCGCUUCUUGGUGGAGCAUCGUUCACCAAAGAUUAUCUCAUAUCUAUGUGCGAAAUGGGCCUCUAGCCCGUCAUUUGCAGAGUCCUGGUUGUCAAACCCACAGCGUAUCCAACUUCUCAGAGAGUGUGAGUUUAUUGACCAGUCAGGGGCGAAAAGACCCCUUGCCUCCACAUAUCUGCCAGUACCAUCCCUCAUCGGUCGCUGUGGCAGCUUCAUCUCCGACUCGACUGUUCUUCCAUUCUUAGAAAUGGAAGAUCCGAUUAUCGAAGGAGCUGCUUUAGGCUGGGAGGGGGUUGGAAAGGCAUUCACUUUGGGCGUUACAGAUGAUCUAGACUUCUACCUGAAAAUUCUUGAAGCUAUCAACUGUGGCGAUUCAGGGACCACAGAAUCGCUCACCGCAAGUGUCACGAGACUAUACUUACAUAUCCACGCUCGGUGUCUCGCGUCAGAUGACCGUCAGGCAGCACAGAACAGAGUAAGAGAGUUCUUUGACUCUUCUUACGGCGUUCUUUGCUCUCCGUCGCAGGAAAGUAACGACAGCGCACUGGGGCAUGAGGACGCCCAGGACGGUAGUUGGGCCAGUGCACAAGAUUGCCUAUGGGAUGCUCCUCCUGGGUUUGAAAGUAAAGAACCGGUAGGUGCACGCUGGCAAACUGUACUCGCAAACUUAGAUCCUCAGGACAGAGACAGCCUGGAGCAGUUCUUCCGCCGGACAGUUGGCAUACGAGAUGUCGAGAGCCAAGACCUCUUAGACGAACUUAUCCUCCAUUCCAGUUCAGACUCGCCAUCAUUGGAGGUGUUGGGCGAAAUAUACAUGAAGCUGUCAGAAAUGCUCACCAACAUGGAAAUUAAGGGGAACAGUAUCAGCUUGAAAAAGAUAAAACUUCAAUUUGCAACAGAGCCAUUGAUUUUUAUUCCUUCCAACAAUGAAACAGAAUGGUUCUCCACUGGGAGCUGUCUGUGGUCGAUCGAUGGCGAGAAACUUGGCAAGCCAUCUCUUGAGAGGCAUUAUCCCGAUCUAUCAGCAUUUUUCGUCGAUAUACUGGGUGUGCGCAAAUUAGACUUGAAGCUUAUUAUCAAUGAGCUUCAAGAAAUUGGUGAUAGUAUCAUAUCGGUCACUCAUGCAGAGAAUCUUCUGAAGUCUCUCAAGAUCUACCUCGCAUCACAUCCAGGUGAAAUCCCGAAGUUGGAAGACAAAGCCCUGCUGAGUCGAGUCUUCCCAGCCUUUGUGCCUGGACACACCCAGGUGCAACUUCUGUCAGCUAAGGAGGAGUUUGCUAUUGCCGACCGUCAGAGCUACCUGGAUGCUCUGCAGCCUCAUAUCACAGUUCUUAAGUUUACAGUUGCAGAAGUACAGCAGCUUGCCCCUGUAUUUGAGUGGAUGGGAUUGGCGACCCGGAAUCUGUCCAGAGUCGUCGAUGAAAGAACAGUUGUGGGGGGUAACGAUCAUCUGUUGGACAGAGAGCUUACAAAGGACCUUAUCUUGAAAGCCGGCGCAUUUGUGAGCAUCGCAUCACAUUUUGAGAGUCCAUUGGCAGCCUCUUCCACACAGAGCCUCUAUUUAUCACUUCGAAAGCUCAGGGUAUACUCAGCUCAAGAUAUCAACACCAAGCUCUGCAUCAAACAAAACGAGCAAGAAGUUCAGAUUCCGAUCGGUAAGGGUGUUCUUCACAUUGACACCUCGGAACAUGGCAAUUUCAAAAUAUUCAUAACUGCAGAUGAGAGCACUCGGGACUUUUGCAUCACUUCCAAGCUCCCCCAUCAUUUUGCCGCCUCUCUCCUCGGUUGCAAUACGUCCGAGGUGACCGACAAAGUCCUCAGCGUGGUUUCUAGUGUUAUCCACGGAAGGCCCAAGAGCAUGAGCCUCAUUCUCCAGGAGAAAGGAAUCCCAGAGCUGGACCAAUCAUCACUUGGUGAACCCGAUGAUGAGGAUAUAGAAGGGCUAGGCUUGAUUCAAUCUUCGUCAUCGAGGGAACUGGUCUUAAUCGGAAAGUCUCCCCCUAGGAGAUCAAACCAUGCUUUUACAUACUGGGCCGAAGACUCAGCGUCAUACUCUGCCGGUUCCUCUACAAUGGAUGUUCCUAAUAACUAUUCGGAAUAUUAUGACGAGUCCAGAGAGUUAGAGGCAUAUAAACGGCUUCUUGUUCGAGUUGUCGAGGUGGCUCGGCAGCACACCAUACCACUCGAUUCCGAGUCUGUCUUUAAUAUGAAUUCAUUAACUCGAAGUCUUGACGGCUCCUCGAACUACAAUUUCACUGCUCGAGAUGAUAAGGAGUUUAAAUAUAUGGUUGGGGCAGCAGGAGAACUGUUUAUUUUCGAGAGUCUGCUCAAGCUACAGCUUACCGAUUUCGAUAUCGGGGCAUGGAGAAGCAACGUACGCCGAUUCGUCAAAGCCCAUCCAGAUUACGAGAACAUACCCGAUACGGUGUGUCACGGGGCUGGACACAUAACAUAUCACGACAGGAAGGGUGAAUUGACCAAAAAUUUGAUCCAGAGGGGAUUUCUAGAUGAUUCUUGGCAGGAAAGCACGCCAGAAUAUCUCAUCCUCACAAAGACGAGUCCAUCAGAGAAGCCCGACUUGCCAUUUUACAUGACCAAUGACCAAUACAUUAAAAUGGAGGAGUACCUCUCUACACAGCGCUUGGAUACCAAACAGAAGCUGCAAGCCUGUAUCUUGUUCCGCGUCUAUGGCUUGAUGUCGGGUAACAUUCGAGUGAAAGUGUGUACAGAUAUCGAUCGACUUAGAAAGAGUGGGGAGCUUAAGUUUGUGAGCGACGGCUGGACUAUAUAUCCCCAGAGCAAGGGUCUAAACCGAAACUGA
Molecule: messenger RNA, 5088 nt
Organism: Clonostachys rhizophaga
Lineage: Eukaryota; Fungi; Ascomycota; Sordariomycetes; Hypocreales; Bionectriaceae
Source: the annotation of a GenBank genome assembly